Messenger RNA from Hordeum vulgare subsp. vulgare (domesticated barley), 618 nucleotides. Its product is annotated as zinc finger protein 2-like. The record is from RefSeq and is a predicted model, not a curated record. The transcript has a single exon. Lineage: Eukaryota; Viridiplantae; Streptophyta; Magnoliopsida; Poales; Poaceae. The coding region runs from base 1 to 504 and encodes 167 amino acids. Gene Ontology annotation, biological process: negative regulation of abscisic acid-activated signaling pathway.
AUGGAAGGCGAGGCGCCGCACCACCAGCUGCUGCUGCUGCACGGCCUCUGCCUCGACCUCUGCCUCGACACCGCGACGCACCAGCGCGACGUCCGGCGCCAGGCGUCCCCCUCUGCCGCUGCAGCCGCCGUGGAGAGCGAGCGCCGGCACAGCUACGCGCGGGAGGCCUUCUCCUGCAACUACUGCCAGCGCAAGUUCUUCACCUCGCAGGCGCUCGGCGGCCACCAGAACGCCCACAAGCUCGAGCGCACCCUCGCCAAGCACAGCCGCGACGCCUACGCGGCCAACAAUGCCGCCGCCGCCGCCACCACUCCUCCCUCCCCUUUCGUCGCCCGCAGCUGGCUCCACGGCGGCGGGGACCUCUGGGCCUACGCUGCUUCACCUUCACCCGCGACGAGCAUGGUCAUGGGCUUCGGCUUGGGCGGCUGGGCUGGCAUACGCAGCAGCACCACGACGGCCGGCGGGGAGGGCACGGUCGAGAUGGACUUGUCGCUCAGGCUCUGAGCAGUGAGCACCACGACGGCCGGCCGGCGGAGUACAUUCUUGCGGCAGCGCCUGCAUGCGCCUAGCGUGCCAAAUACUAGUACCUGGCGAUUGGUUAAUCGUUAAGUAAUAAGU